UCGCUUUUAUAAACAACCAUCACACAUUAUUUAUUAUCUUUUCCUGUUUCUUCCAUGUAUCAACUUUGGUUUCACCGUCUUUCCUCCUUCCGGCAAAUCACCUCAUUCCUACCAAUGCCCGGCGUUAUUAACCGUUUCGCCGUCAUCUUCGCCGACGCACUUUUAUCACUCUACUUCCGCUACUGCGGCCUCUCAAAAUCCGUCGUCGAUCUCGACGACAACCAAACCACAAUGCAUAUCUGGACCCCCACUAACCGGUACUGUAACAAACCAAACCUCGUCCUUAUUCACGGAUUCGGCGGGAACUCCAAGUGGCAGUUCCUUUUUCAGGUACGUGAGUUAUCACGCGAUUUCAACGUGUACAUUCCAGAUCUUGUAUUCUUCGGUGAAUCAUACUCUCUAAAACCGGACCGUAGCGUUAGGUUCCAAGCGAACUGUGUGUGCAACGGAAUGAAGAAGAUGAAGGUUGAUAAGUUCUCGGUUUACGCAAUAAGUUACGGCGGAUUUGUAGGUUACCGGAUGGCGGAAAUGCAUGAAGAUAUGGUGGAGAAAAUGGUGAUUGUGAGUAGCGGAAUUGUGUGUAAAUAUGAUCGGAAGCUGGAGCAUGUGGAGAAGAUAGGGCGGAGUGUGGUGGAUCUGCUGGUGGCGAAGACGCCGGAGGAUUUGCGGAUGUUGUGUCGGAUUUCGAUUCAUAAGUAUGAUGUUGGCAGGUGGAUUCCGGAUUGUUUUCUUUGGGGAUUUAUUCAUAGUGAAUGUUGCAGAAAGGAGAAAGAAGAAUUGGUGGAGGAAUUGCUCAGGGAGAAACAUGAGGUUGAUGUGCCUAUUCUUGCACAGGAAACGCUUCUAAUAUGGGGUGAAAACGACACGGUCUUUCCUCUUGAUUGGGCAUAUCAGCUACAAAGGCAUUUGGGUGGAAAAUCAAAGUUAGAGAUAAUUAGGAAUGUAGGACAUGCUGUAAAUUUUGAAGCUCCAUAUUCAUUGAAUCGAUACAUCACAUCUUUCGUAUUAGGUUGCGCCUAGUUCAUUAAUUUAGCGUUUGAUACCGUCAUUAUUAUUGAUGCGAGAGUCCAACACCGAAAUCAGAACUAGUGAUUCAACACAAAAGGGGUUGAAACACCUAGCCGAACGAAGGACUAGUGAUUGGGAAGUUAUAACGUAUUGAUCAUUUCUAUAGAGAAAUUGGUUUGUAAUCCAUUAAUUGUUCUACGACGUUACAAGGAGCUCAGAUUUACUAAGGUGCUAUUUGUUUUUGCUUAUAUUAUCUGAAAAGAGCUUAUGUCUGCGGGCGGGCAGACAUAAGCUCUUGAAGACUGUUUGUUUAAAAAAUAAAAGAAGAUCUUAAAAUAGCU
This is a messenger RNA of Helianthus annuus (common sunflower), 1349 nucleotides long. RefSeq lists its product as uncharacterized. The transcript has 5 exons. NCBI's taxonomy places the organism in Eukaryota, Viridiplantae, Streptophyta, Magnoliopsida, Asterales, Asteraceae. Bases 55 to 1020 code for a protein of 321 amino acids. The record is from RefSeq and is a predicted model, not a curated record.